Molecule: messenger RNA, 666 nt
Organism: Leishmania braziliensis MHOM/BR/75/M2904
Lineage: Eukaryota; Euglenozoa; Kinetoplastea; Trypanosomatida; Trypanosomatidae
Exons: 1
Coding region: 1-666 (221 amino acids)
Cellular component (GO): membrane
Source: RefSeq, a predicted model, not a curated record
AUGCGUCACGGCGAGAGUCCAGCAAUUCUGUUCAUCAUGACGGUGCUGAGUCACCUAACGAUGUUACCUACGCCCUACCUUUUCUACCGACGCAACUACAUAUUUGAGUUCUGCUGUGCGGUGUUUGGCCUCCUGGCCUCCUUUAUGUACCACACGACGGAAAGCUUUGGGACCGCCAUCUUUCUCACUGAGAUUGAGUGGCACCGCCUCGACAACGUCGGUGUCAUCUCGAUGAUGGGCAUCUGGUAUGUCUAUUUGUGCUGCUUUCAGAACCCUUUCGUGGACAUGUCCUGCAAAUGCUUCUGCGUCUUUUUCACCCUCGUAGUGCAGCAGAAAAACCCGUGGGACAUUCGGCUCACUGUAUCCCCAAUUCUUCUAUUCAGCCUGUUUCCCAUCGUGAAACACUGCCUAGUUGAGCAGCGUCCUCCCUCUAUUAGUGGUAAGCAUCUCGCCUAUGGUUUGCUCUGUUCCUGCAUUGGUAUAAUCUUCUUUAUCCUUGGACUUAACGAGCACGCCGACCGUUACCGCCUGUACCACAGCGCAUGGCACUUUUUCGCAGGCCUGUCCGCCUUUUUCUUUUGGGUAAUGGUCAAGGCUCCUGGAUGUACUGGCAGCUACGGCCACCACCGACACGAUUUCGUCGUCCGUGGCGGUGCCAUAAUGUAG